Messenger RNA from Opisthocomus hoazin, 1611 nucleotides. Lineage: Eukaryota; Metazoa; Chordata; Aves; Opisthocomiformes; Opisthocomidae. The record is from RefSeq and is a predicted model, not a curated record.
AUGUGGGCAAACUAUGGUUACAGGUAUAGUAGCGCUGUUUGUUGUUUUCUCUCUGCUGAUCCAGGUAUAUCCGCCUUUGUAGAAGUUUGGUCAUUUAAUAGAACAGAAAAUUACUCAAAAACCUUUGAACAGCAACUUCUUCAUAUGGGAGCAAAGGUUUCAAAAACUUUGAACAAGCAUGUGACGCAUGUAGUCUUCAAAGACGGACGUUUGACUACAUGGAGAAAAGCACAGAAGAUGGGUGUAAAAAUAGUUUCUGUACUCUGGGUGGAGAAGUGUCGAGAAACUGGACUACAUGUUGAUGAAUCCUUAUUUCCUGCAGUAGACACUAAUGAAGGAUUACCACUAUUGACCAAAAAACACAAAUGUAUGCAGCCAAAAGACUUUGUUGAAAGAAGUCCAGAAAAUGAUAGGAAGCUGCAGAAAAGACUGGACCAGAUGGCUAAAGAAUUAGCUGUGCAAAAGAUAGCAAUUAAUGCUGAAGCCGAUGUACCAGUUCUACUGUUUGAAGACAAUGGUUCACUUGUGUACAGCCCUGUUAAUAAGAUAAAAGAUCAAUGCAAUGCGAUGGAAAGAAGAGUGAAGGAGAUGAAGGAAAAACGAGAAAAUCUGUCUCCUGCUGCUUCGCAGAUGUCUCAAAUACCUCUAAGCAGUUCACCAGGAGACUGCCCGCUCUCUACUCGUGUCUUAACUGAUUCAGAAGAUAUAUUGUUACCAGGAGAACAAACAGAAGACUGCUUGAACUCGACCAGUGAUUAUCUUUGGGGAACUGAUAAGUUAAAGAGACGGAAAAUAGAGAUAGUAAAACACGCCUGUGAUACUUGGACUGAUACUCAUGUAUCCAUGAGUGCAUCAGUGAAUUCUCCCUCACAUAGCUAUGAGCAGAAGAGCUUAACACCAAAACAACAUAACAGAAGAAGUCUAGGUGAUGAAAAUGAAGUUUCAGAGUGUGAUGUUACUGAUGGCUCUUGCAAAGUUUUUAAUGAACAAAAGAAUAAGCACAAUGAGGGGUUAAGAAAAGCUAGAAGACUCCAAAAGCCAACAAGGACACUAGUUAUGACGAGUAUGUCUUCUGAGAAACAAGAGACAGUAAUUCAGUUGGUAAAUAAACUUGGAGACUUUUUGUUCUCAGAUGUCGUGUGUGAAACAACAAGUCAUGUAGUUACAGGCAAUCCUCGUCGUACCUUGAAUGUUAUGCUGGGAAUUGCUCGUGGAUGUUGGAUUGUUUCUUAUGAAUGGGUUCUGUGGUCUUUGGAAUUGGGCCAUUGGAUCUCAGAGGAACCAUAUGAGCUUUCAUCCAGCUUCCCUGCAGCUCCUAUCUGCAGACUUCAGCGUCACCUAUCAAGAGGAAAAUACCAGCAGAAUCUCUUUUCGAACCAGCCUGUCAUGUUUGUAUCUCCUACCAGCCAGCCACCCCGCAAAAAGCUAAUUGAACUUAUACAGCUGUCAGGAGGGAAAAUAUGUAAAGCCUUACGUCAGGCAAAAAUCUGUAUCGGAAAAAACACAGGAAAGAAGUAUCAGGAAAUAAAAUGUUUAUCAGAAAAAUGGAUAUUAGAUUCAAUCACUCAGCAUACAAUAUGUCCCAUGGAAAACUACAUUUUUCAGCUGUGA